This is a messenger RNA of Diachasma alloeum, 2956 nucleotides long. RefSeq names its product glutaredoxin domain-containing cysteine-rich protein CG31559. Gene Ontology annotation, biological process: sensory perception of sound. Lineage: Eukaryota; Metazoa; Arthropoda; Insecta; Hymenoptera; Braconidae. The annotation marks the transcript as partial. The record is from RefSeq and is a predicted model, not a curated record. The transcript has 2 exons.
GUGGCAUGAGUGCGCUGUCUCCGGUAUUCUCAGUACAGUUACCGUCCUCAACACGUUUAGCACAGCGAUACGUGACUCCCAGUCAUAUCCGUAAAUCCCGGUCACUACAAACGUCAAAUUUAUUAUUUCCCGAAAAAAAAAUUUAUCAAAACAACAUGUGGUGAUUUACAACCGCUCCAUUGGAUUUAAAUACCCAUAAAAGAGUGUCUGCUUUAUAUUAUUCAGUGUUUCGCCUAUCAGUGACUUUUACCGGUCUCAAAAAACCUGCCUCACAACAGGUGCAUUUUGACUUGCUGUACCGGUCGUACACCGACGAAGAAACUUGUUUUGUGCCGAGUUGAAGUGGACAAGUUGAGCACCCCUCAUUCCGCAAAUUUUUGUUUAUUUUUAUUACUCCAGUAUUUUUGUUGAACUUCUCAAAACCAUUCCCUCCGCUCCCUCGAGUAUCUCCCGCAAAUCCGCUCGUAUUAACGUACCCUCGUUAACACUCUUCAGCUAUUUUUUUCUCCCUGAUUAUUAUCCCAACUCCAUCGGUGGAGUAAUACCAAGAGAUCCAGUGGAGCGCCUCUUCUUAUGUACAUACGUUAUCGCUGCUCCACAAGCAAGUGAGGAUUCUCAAUUAUCCCGAAUGCCUGGUGUUGGAGUACUAAAGGUGUAAUUAGAGGCACGUAUACCGCCUCAAGUGCCGACGAAAAAGUAGGAAGCGAAAAGAAUCGUAAGAGGGAGAGGAAGAAAUACCCGAGAUAGUUAAUUCGUUAUCUUUCUCCUCGUGUCAUAGAUAAGCUCCAUUAACCUGAAAUAGAAUAUGAUUUAACCGUCAAAUUGCAUUCUACCUUCCUAGACCUUCCCAAGGUGCACACACCCUUCACCAAACUUGAUAUCCAAAGACGUUCUUAUCAAGGUGAUUAACACCAAGGUCGUCCGUCCCAGCGGAAUAAAAAUCGAAGAAGGGGGAAGAGACGAGCAGUUAGAAAGUUCGACGUACUUGAUAGGAAUGUUCCUACGAAAGUCGCGAAGGCGUGUGUUCCAGGAAGCCAUAACUACUCGUGUGAGCAAUUCAUUCUACGAGUGAACAGCAACAGCAUAGAUCAACAGUAAGGAUUAAGCACAACCAAAAGACCAGAACCAACAUCAACCAACCAUUACCAAAUAUAUCAGUGAAUAAAUUUCACUGCAAUAACAACCUUAUUUGCAUUAAUAAACGAAUGACGAGAUGGCCGAGGCAAGCACGAUGACCGUACCACCGGUACUGCCAAUUUCGAGCCAUCAUCAAAGCCAGAGUAAUCGUCAGACUGUGUCGAUCCUGGCCGUUGCCCCCACUUUGUCACAGACUCCCUCUGAGGCCGGAGCAACGGUAUACGUAGCAGAUACAACUGGCAAAACCGAAUCUGCAUCAGUAUGGCGGACAACGGCAGAUGUGCAAUUGUCAAAUGGAUACAGUCAAUCGCAAAUAAUCAAAACUGACUAUCCGGCACAUGUUGUUAAGAUACAGAUCAAUCCGCAGUUCGAUAACAGCCGGGUUAUAUCGACAGUCAGAUUAACGCCGGACGAUAGUACUUUAGAUGACGAGAGCCAUCUGGACAACACAAAGAACGAGGCGUCCAAUGAUCGUUUGGCCAGCGAUACGCGAAUAAUCGAGAGGAAUAUUGUUAAUGGAAAGGGUCUUGAUUAUGUGCGAAUUAGUGUUGUGAACGACGUUGAUUUGGAGUUGAAGAAGGCGAACGAUAUGGUGCAGAAGGACGAGAUGAAUCGCUCGUGCUUCUACUACGGAUCAUUUCAGAAUGCGAUUAGCACGAUGGUCAUGUCGAGUGGUCAAUGCUCACCGAGUGACACUCUGGACAGUGGCACCUGCAGUGAUCUUGAUGGCACACCUCCGCCCUUGCCCAAAAAGAAGAACUCGAGUACUGUUCUUCUUGGUGCAGCCACAACUCAUAAGAGAACGGGAAGUCUUACAAGUAGCGGGGCUGAUAUUGACAGUGAUGACAAUGAGAGUAACAUUAGCUGUGACUCAUUGAAUAGUGGCGAGUUAUCAGCCAGGGUCAAUGGACACCCGGUCAAUGACAGUGGACAAAGUGUCAUCAAGGAUACGUCGCGUGAGAAGACUAUUAUUUGUGAAGAGAGUGUCAAGAGGGACUUGAAGGGAACUGCUGGCGAAGUUGAACGCAUUUGUUUGAAUAAUCAUAAUGAGGAGGUUAACAAGAAUUAUGAUAGCGAGGAUGGUGAUAAGAGUGAGGUGAUUGUUAAUGAGAAAUCGAGCGAUGGUGAAUUGUCUGAGCUUUCACCAUCUCAAUCUGGCACUUCCUCGUUGUCAACGUCCUCCUCGACGCCGAGAAUUCGCAGUCCAAAUCCGUUGGGUAACGGACGUCAGCAUGUGUCUACUUCACCAGUCGUUGAGGAGUGCACGUACGAGGAGAGAAAGAGGGAGCAGGAUAGGAUUCAGAUGGAGAAUGCUGCUGCUGAGCAUUAUGCCAAUUAUAAGAGGGAUAAUGGAAGCAAGUAUGUUUAUGAGGAUGAUCGGUUUUACAAGUUUCAUGUCAAUGAGUUUGAGGGAGAUCAGCAGGAGGUGAGGAAUGGAGAGGAGGGGGGAGAGGGGGAGGAGUAUUUUGCUGGGUAUAAGAUACUCGAUAGGGAAGCCAUAAGAAGUGCCAAGGGAACUGUUAGGGGUGUUAAAAAUCGUGUACGUGCGGGCAUCGCUACGUUCCUGCAGAAUCCAUCGUCAAAGAAUUACAAACAGAAGGAUGCCGGCAAAGUGGUUGUUUACACAACGUCAAUGAGGGUCGUCAGAAAGACGACUAUUGCAUGCGUGAAGAUGCUGAGGAUCCUGGGUACACACAUGGUGCAGUACGAGGAGCGUGACUUGUUCAAGAGUAGACAGUUUCAGAUGGAGCUCAAGGACAGGGUUGGGUGUGAUAAUGUCGAGGUGCCGCAGCUCUUUAUCGAUGGACACCAUGUGGGG